Molecule: messenger RNA, 336 nt
Organism: Darwinula stevensoni
Lineage: Eukaryota; Metazoa; Arthropoda; Ostracoda; Podocopida; Darwinulidae
Source: the annotation of a GenBank genome assembly
AUGAAAUUCCCCGCCAUUCUCGGCCUUCUCGCCCUCGUCGGGUGGGGCACCGCCUUGAAGUGCUUUCAUUGCAGCAGCAUCCAAGAAUGCAAAAUGAAGUCCCUUCGGGUUCGAAAGAAUUGCACAAAAGAUUCGGAAUCCUAUUGUUCAUCCACCUGGCAGAACGGCACUCUCCACAAGGCGGGCUGCUCCAACGGGAUCGUCGCGACCUCCCUGAGGGAAAAGACCUGCUAUUGCCAGUGGGACCUGUGCAACACGGCGGCCUUCACGCUCUCCCCCGCCCGCCUGUCGCUCGCGCUCCUCCUCCUCGCCUGCUGGAAAACCCUUCUUCUCUGA